Molecule: messenger RNA, 1352 nt
Organism: Prinia subflava (tawny-flanked prinia)
Lineage: Eukaryota; Metazoa; Chordata; Aves; Passeriformes; Cisticolidae
Product: histone H3
Exons: 2
Coding region: 245-655 (136 amino acids)
Cellular component (GO): nucleosome
Molecular function (GO): DNA binding; structural constituent of chromatin; protein heterodimerization activity
Source: RefSeq, a predicted model, not a curated record
GCAGAAAUGUCGGCUCGAACGAAAGCGAGGAGUAAAAAAUAAGGCUGGUUUGGGUAAGAUAUUUAAGCAUGGCUCAGUGCAAGACGGGGUUAACGCGGAAUUUUCAAUCCGCCUCCCUGAACGCGGCCGUUCCCAUCAGCCAAUCAGCAGGCAGCGCUCGGAUAUAAAAGCGAGCUGCGAGCUGUUUUCGCGCAGGUUGUGAAUUAUUGAGUCUCGUGUGUUGUGGGCUACAAGGCUUGUGUGGAUGGCGCGCACGAAGCAGACGGCGCGGAAGUCGACGGGCGGGAAGGCGCCCCGCAAGCAGCUGGCCACCAAGGCUGCCCGCAAGAGCGCGCCGGCCACGGGCGGCGUCAAGAAGCCGCACCGCUACCGGCCCGGCACGGUGGCGCUGCGCGAGAUCCGGCGCUACCAGAAGUCCACGGAGCUGCUGAUCCGCAAGCUGCCCUUCCAGCGCCUGGUGCGCGAGAUCGCGCAGGACUUCAAGACCGACCUGCGCUUCCAGAGCUCGGCCGUCAUGGCGCUGCAGGAGGCCAGCGAGGCCUACCUGGUGGGGCUCUUCGAGGACACCAACCUGUGUGCCAUCCACGCCAAGCGCGUCACCAUCAUGCCCAAAGACAUCCAGCUGGCCCGCCGCAUCCGCGGCGAGCGUGCCUGAGUUUCUUGCCCUUCUAACUUCAAACCGAAAGGCUCUUUUAAGAGCCACCACAAGGCCACCGGAGAGAGCUGUUGUCUCUGUGUUAACGUAGCAGGCACGGGCAGCCCGUGCCCGAGGCAGUGCCAGCUCUGGGUAAGUGGGAGGAGUGCGGGGCUUCCGUGCUGUCCAGCUCUGCCGCCCUCUGAGGGUUCACUGUCUAAAAGGUGCCGGUGCUGGGAGGGUGUAAGGGGCUGUGGGGAGCGUGGGUGAGAGCGGUACCUAGCUAAGAGGCAGCCUCAGAAACAGGGCGGGGGCGGGCGGGCUGUGGAGCACAGGGCUCGCAGCGUCUUUGCUGUGCUGUUGCCAGGGCGCUGACGGGUGCCCUUCGUUGUUUCUUCUUGCCGCUCUGUCCCGCCCACCGAGUGGCAGAGAGGAGCGCCGCCAUUUCAGGAGCUUCCUUCCACUUCCAGGCUGCCGUGGUAAAACCGGUGCCGCGAGAGAGGCUACGGCAAUCGCAGCUGGCCCGGAUCUACCGCCCCCCUUUUCUCGCCCGUCGGUCCCUUUUAGAGCCUUUUGGAGAGAAGGUGACGGCGUCGCGGAUCACGUUCUCCAGGAACACCUUGAGCACGCCGCGCGUCUCCUCGUAGAUGAGCCCCGAGAUGCGCUUAACGCCGCCGCGCCGAGCCAGACGGCGAAUGGCCGGCUUGGUGAUGCCCUG